AUGGCGAUAUCAUCACCCCCACCGAACGGACUCCCGCUCAAGAAGACGACGAGCUCACCAGCAGUCAGCGCCGUCUUCUCGACCACGGAGCUCGUCGAAGCAGUUCUCGAGUACCUUCCCAUAUUGGACCUCAUCCGCUGCAAGGCAGUGAACCGCAAGUUCAACGACGUCGUCACCCAGACCAAGUCGAAAGUCAUUAAGCAAAGACUUUUCCUGCUUCCGGUAUCAGAGUCAUCACCUGUAUCCAUGAACGUGAACAUAAAGACCUGGGAAGACUCUCUCGGUCGCGAAGCCAAGCUGCUUGGAGCACCCAGGGACAGCAUGGUCCACACGUCGGCAUAG
This is a messenger RNA of Saxophila tyrrhenica, 342 nucleotides long. RefSeq lists its product as uncharacterized. The transcript is spliced from 2 exons. NCBI's taxonomy places the organism in Eukaryota, Fungi, Ascomycota, Dothideomycetes, Mycosphaerellales, Extremaceae. The coding region runs from base 1 to 342 and encodes 113 amino acids. Gene Ontology annotation, molecular function: protein binding. The record is from RefSeq and is a predicted model, not a curated record.